AUGGGUAAAAUCACCAAGACGAUGCAAUCCAAGCACCGGGAGAACCUCGACUAUGUUCUCGCUGCAGCUUCUACUCCGUUGCCGCUCAUUCCCGGAAAGCUUGACGAAUUUCCGACGAGAUGGCCGUUCCCACGUGGCGAUUUGUAUCACUGGAUUCCUCUCCUCAACCGGUUCGACAGCGUUCUCGAGGCGUAUUGCGCCACAUACAAACUACAUGAAGGGUUUCAGAUGCGGGAUGUUGCGUGCGAUCUACUCUUGAACAAGGGUGCGCCGGUGGAAUACGCGGAUGAGCAAGCCUAUAGCAAAGAGCGCCUGGUGCAGCUGGGAUACAAGGAGGACGGAGACCGCCAGCUCGUGAUUUCGAUCCUCACCUUCACCAAGGUGCUCUUGCAGCACUGCGGCAACCGGAGCAUAUAUGCCAGCAGUCCGCACUUGAACGACCUUCUUAAUGCGACCGACCUUACCAUCGUCUACGCGACCCUUGAGGUUGGCCUAGAGCUUGCGCAACGCUACCAGGCUUCGAUCAAGCGCGUGGGCACGCCGAAUCGGCAAGUGAGCAGCGCCUUGCUCGCGAACCAUUAUAACAUUGAUCUCGAAAGGGUGCAAUAUCUUGCUCAGCCUUUUGUCAAAACCCCGGUCUCACCAGGUCCUCGGCUCCCGGACCUUCCGCCCACGACCCCAGGUUCGGCAAGCAAGGGCAAAGAGAAGGCGUCCACCACGAGCCAUCGAAAUGCAGCAUCGGUGUAUGCCAACGACCUCAACGCGAUCUUCGCUCCUUGCUCAGCCGACGAUGAGCGUUGGACUGGUUGGGGGGAUGUCAAGGUCAUUUACUAUCCGAAGGCGGAGCCCUCUAGCGCCGUCGCUCCGGAAUCUCAGGCUGAGGGUGGUUCGUCUUCGUCGGUCCCGGCAACGCCCACUCCACUCCGGCGUAGCUCGACCAGCAUCUCUCAGACCCCGCGCUCGAGGGGCAUCCCUGCCGCCGAAGAUAGCCCCUCAGGUCGGAGCCGUGGACCGAGCGGUGAUGGUCACGUUGCUUCGGGUCCCAAGUCGCUCGAGUUGCGCCAGACCACGGUGCAAUCGACGCCCAUCUAUGAGCUCCUCAAACUCUGUCCGACCGACAUGCCCAAGGUUGUGCGAUACGAGUUUCUCAACCGGUUAAGAAUAUGCAAAGCGCUUUUGGGGUCGUCCGAGGAUCGACAACUGGCCUUGUCCGUCCGUCUGCUCGCCAUCACCAACCUUGCAUACAUCCACCCUGAGACAACGUUCAUCGAGAAAGUCCUCAAACAGGAUAACGACGAGCCACGCAGGUACCAGCUUGUGUACCAACUCGUCGAAUUGGUCCAUCCUUCCGUUGAUGGAGCCCCCGAAACGCCGCUGCGCCUGCAGGCCAUCGCUCUUGCAGCUUUGGAGUCCAUCACUGCCAUGCCGGUCAAGUAUCCGGAGGUUGUAGCAGCGUUGAAUGCAAACGUUAACCACGGCAUUUUCCUGUAUCUCAUCAGGAAGGCAUUGGCAAGCAUGAAGGAGGAUGCCGAUGAGUUGGAUGACGGGAAGGUGACUGAUGCCGACCAAUGGCGCGGGAGUCUCUUCGCCUUGACUUUGCAAAUGGCCAUGGCUUCUCGUAUAGGACACGAGAUGUCCUCCGCCGGGUUGCUCGAAAUCAUGGUCGACAUCCUCAACAUCCGAUCCAAGACGGCGACCCGCAAUUAUAGUAUGGUUCUUGCGUUUUUGGACACCAUCAUCUACGGAUUCAACGGCGCUUUCACCGUGUUUAGCAAUGCCGGCGGUCUUGAUGCCAUUUCCAACCUCAUCAUCGACACCGUCGCCCGCUCAAAGGAGCUCGUCGCGGCAGGCCAGGGAAUGAAGCCCGAGUUCCACUCCCACACGGUGGACUACCAGAUUCCGUUCUAUCAGCAACAGGCGCUCAAGUGGCUUCUCAAGUUCAUCCACCACAUAAUGACCAACGCCUUCUCGUUCGGCACAAACAUCGACCGACUUUUGAGGAAUUUGGUAGACAACUCUGCCCUGUUGGGCAGCCUCCGCGCCAUCACUGAGGAUAUGCAUGUCUUCGGCUCUUUGGUCUGGACCAAUGCUGCUGGUUUAUUGAGCGACUUUAUCAACAACGAUCCCACUAGCUUCGCUGCCAUCUCGGAAUCGGGAAUGGUCCAGAGCUUCCUCGAGAUCCUUACUGGUAAAACUGUCUCGCUGCCCAAGCCUUCAGGAACACCUAAACCCGAGCCCGAGGGGGGGGAGGGUGCAUCACCGGCUUAUGCUGACGAUUCGGUUACCUUGGAUGCUGACGAGCGGCCACACCCCCCGACACAGGAGACGCUCGACGCACCUAGGGAACGCCUUGCCCCUGGCAUCCUUGCCUCCAACGACGCCAUUAGCAUCAUCCCCUCCAUCUUGAACUCCAUCUCAUUGAAUAACUCUGGCAGGAAGAUGAUUAUAUCGUGCAAUGCCUUCGGGGUCUAUCUGGAGAUCUUCGAGAGCCCGCAACAUGUCCAGGCUUUGUCAGAAUCGGACUUGGCCAAUGUCGUUGGUGGUAGUUUUGACGAGCUCGCCCGUCACCAUCCGGUCUUGCGGCCAGCCAUAUCCAAUGCCAUCCUUGAUAUGGUGGCUCGCGUCCUCCAUCUUGCGAAAAACAAGGCCGCUAACGCAGGGUGGGGUGCGAAGGUCUCGGUUGUCGACUCGAGUGGUAAGGUCAUUACCGCAGAUGACUCUUUGUUGACGGCCGCAGAAUCGCCGGUUGUUACAGCCAAAGGAAAGGGGAAGGCUACCGCAGAAGACACCGAUGUUGAAAUGAUUGACGUCGGUCCUGCGCCCGACCAGAACCCUGACUCUGACGUUGGGUCAGAGCCUCAGAAACCCACAGGCCCGUCCCACGAGAUCACGCUUUACAUCGGCGCCGUUUCGUCAUUCCUCAAUGCCAUUUUCCACAACUCAAGCCUCAAAUCAUCAUUUGUUCGCGAUGGCGGUAUUGAGCUGCUUUUACAGUUGUCGGAGGUAGCCAGUCUUCCCGGCGAUUUUGAGACGACCAGCGCGUCGCGCUCGCUCGCCCACGCACUUGCCGCGGCGAUAGAGGCAAACUCGAUCCUCGGCCUCCCUUCUCUGCUCAACCGCAUCCACGCCGCCAUUGAUGACCUGGAACCGCUUCUGGGAAAGAAGGGGGCACAGCCCUUCUUUGCGCCCUUCGUCAUCGCCAAUCUCUCGUUGCAAAAUGACAAAGGAGAAUGGGACCAGGCCUUGGUCCGUAAAGUGGCCGGCGGCACUCGAGUUGUGAAGGCUUUGGUGAAAUUGCAGGUCUUGCUCAGGACUCUCUAUCAGAGUUUCCCGUAUUCCUCACGGCACGCAACGGUCUCGAUGCCGGCGGUCAAUGUUUAUGACUACUUGAUCUCCCUAGUCAACCGCCUCGGACCACUCCUGCGCGAUGCUGCCACGGAAGAUAUGGCCCUCGCUGCCCUCGUCCCGCAGCACUGGCUUGGGAAUCGAUCGUUUGCUGAGGAUACCGUGGAGACGACCCCUUCACUCCCCGCCCCUUCCGCGAAUGACGGCGACAAGUCCCAAGACGCCGGUGCCGCUCCCUCGGUGGGCAAGUCAGCAGAGAUUUCGGCGUCGCCUAAAGAGCCGACGAAAGAAGAACGUUCGACGACUCGGUUCCAAAACUAUUUCGUCAUCAGCCGCCUUCUCAAUUCCUUACCGCCCAGCACACUUCCAUUCUUCCAAACCAUUGGGAAAGUCUUGCUCCCCAGGCGAGGGCUCGACAACUACUUCAGAUCUCAUCACCUGAGCAUUGCACAGGCCUUGGCAGAAACGAUCCUCGAGCAGUUGAAUUUGCCAGAGGAGCAGAAGCUGGCGGUUCGGGACUUGCGAUACUGGGAUGUCAUGUUCGACGCACUACACCAAAUGCUGAUCGAUCCAACGCGCCAGCCGGAUCGCACAUCCGUCCAGCUGGUCUUGCCUGUUUUGGUGGCGUUCAAGGACCGCGGUGGUAUAGAGCUGAUGAAUAUAAUGCUUCAGAGAUUCGCUGAUGAACUGUGCAACGAGGGGCCUGAUACCAAGGACGCUCAAAAGCUACAAUUGAUCACGACUGGAAUGAAAAAGAUACUCGAUAUCUACCACGUUAUUGCUAACGGCAAGAACGUCUACGAGUCUCUCGGACAAGCCAGCUUGUUCCCCCGGUCCUCGGACAGGAGUAGAGACUUGGGGCACCAGCUCGUCGUGGAGUUGAGGUUGGCCAUUUUCCCGAUCGCCCAAAAGCUCUGGGAGUCAGACUUUGCCGAGAAGGCCCCGGCGCCAACUCUAAGCAAAAUCAUUGAUAUCAUCAAGACCAUUACAGUUGCCGACCAGGAGGCAAAUGCAUGGCGCAAAACGGACAAGAACUCGCCGAUUUCUUUGUUCAAGAACCGCGAGCUUGUCCGGUUCAACUGGGCUGCGCACCUCGGCCAUAUCAGGGAGCUGACCCAGUCGGGGUACGAUGAAGAGCUGGCUCGCGAAGCAGUCUAUCGCGCGAACGGAAAAACCGAUUACUCGGCAGAGUAUUGCCGCGGCCACUCUAAGGAUCUAGCCGGGAAGCGUAACCCCAUACCUGAGCAGGAUGCCUACCAGAGCCCGCCGUCGCCGCAAUCACAAGAGUCCUCCAAGGAGGCCACGGCUGCGCCUCCGGCCAACGCCCCGGUCGUGGAUCCCAUGUCCUUGGACUCGGUGAAUGAUUUCAUUCAAAAUGCGAUUGGUGAAGCCGAGGAACUUUCCUCCGAUGAGUCUCAAGAUGACAGCCAAGAUGACUCCAGUCAACAGUCGGCGAACCAAGAAGUACCUGGUCCUUCCUCAAUCCCAGCGCAUGACCCUGCCGCCCCAUCGAGUUCGUCUGCAGCAUCUUCCACACCGCCCACCGUCACGAAGGACGACCUCGACCGGAUGAGAGCCGAGAUGCAAAAUGACUCGAUCGGCCGCUGCCUGGAUGUUAUCAGGGCUCAUCCGGACUUGGUUUUCGAGGUUUGUGGCUUUAUACAAGCCGUCGUCCUUAAGUCGGACAACGAAGAAAAGGAGAUUGAGGUUGGCGAGGUCCUUGCGAAUGCUCUCAUGUCGUUCGCGCCGAAUGAUGAGGAAGAAAAGCGGGCAAACGGCCGUGGGAUUGCAGCGUUUGCCCACCUACUGUCACUCCUCCUCCAGGCCCGGUCAUUCUUCAAGGCUACUCUCCCAACCUUGAAGCAGAACAUCGGGGAGUACCUUGGAUUUUUGAAGGUUUCACCCACCGCGUCCCAGGAGGAACUCCCGUCGUGGAUUCCGUACAUACUUCUUAUCUUCGAAAUCCUCCUCUCGGACGACGAACAGCCGGUCGAGGUCGAAUGGAAAAUGCCAACCAAAGAGGACGAUGCCGUCGAGCCUCCAGUGUGGGUGGCCAAGGAUCUCAGCAUGUCAAGUGAGGACCGUUCCAACCUGUUGACCACAAUUUUGGACAUUCUUCCAAGAGUUGGCAAAGAAGAAGCUCUCGCAGUUUCUGUCCUUAGGAUCCUUGUGAUCCUUACCAGAGACCACGCGACAGCAAAAGUCAUGGGCGAGAAGCGAAAUCUUCAGCGGUUGAACCCUCGCGCUUAUCACGACCUUCAGAGCUACCUGAGGUACCUUUCCCAUGUGGCGCUCCGCUCACCGAAGCUCUUCGUCGAUGUUACGACAGACCUCGUGAAGCUAAAUAGCGGAUCAACGAUGUUUGACCCCGCCGUUCGCACUCACAGCUUGUCCCUCAAGGAUAAAGUUGCUGAUCAAGAGACCACCGCAAAGGAAGGAUCUGUCGGGCCUGCCGUGCAAGCGACCGAAGGUCUAACCAUCGACGAUGUCAAGCCAUCAACAGAAUCCGCAGAUAAGGAUAUGACAGACGUACCAAAGACCCCCUUUGAGUUGAAACGCCCUGUUCUCGAGAACCCCGACGGGGUGAUUCAUUUCUUGCUCUGCGAGCUUCUGAACUAUCGGGAGGUUGACGACAAGGAGCCGGCAAGCCAACCUUCGAAAGACUCUCCGGCGGAAGGCGAAUCCUCGAGUGCAAGCGGGGAGGCAACACCCUCCCCUGACCAGCAGACUCCUGAGCAGAAAGAUAAAGACAAGAAAGCCCUCAAGCCAGCUUUCAAGGCAGAGGACCACCCGAUUUUCGUCUACCGUUGCUUCUUGCUCAACUGCUUGGCGGAGCUCUUGCAGAGCUUCAAUCGUACAAAGGUUGAGUUCAUCAACUUCAAGCGAAGCGUACCGAUUCAGACGAACACGCCCAUCAAGCCUCGUUCAAGCGUCUUGAACUACCUUCUCAACGAUCUCCUCUGCCUCGGGCCCGCCGGUAUUCCGUUGGACUCGACCAUCAUCAAGAAGAAGGCCGCUACAUCGACUCACGCUCAGGCAGUGCUCGUGGCGUUGGUUUCCCGAACACCCGAAAAGCCCAUCGACCGCAACCGCAAUCAUUUUGAGUACGACGAGGACUCAGACCUUUUGUUUGUUCGCCGCUUUGUUCUUGAGACGGUUCUUCGCGCGUACAAGGAAGCCACUACUCCAGGGGACCCGAUCGAAGUGCGCUAUGGCAAGAUGAUGUGCGCUGCUGAACUGAUGAGCUUGAUGAUUGGCGAGAAGGAGAAGGAGAAUCAACCCAGAGAUGCCCGCGCAACGGAUCCAGCUCUCACCCGAUCCCAGAUGCAGCUCAAGCGCCUCAUGUACGAAAAGGGGUACCUCUCCACCUUGACUGCAUCUAUCGCCGACAUUGACCUCACAUUCCCCAACGUCAAGCGCACCAUCAAGUACAUCCUGCGUGUGCUUCGGGCCCUGACAAAGACAGCAUACCAGCUGAGUCAGUCAGACGUCAUCCCCAUGGCCACGACUGAUCAACCCGAGGAGGACUUUGCGUCGACGUCAUCUCUCUCCGAUCUGGAUGACGACCGUGAGGAGACCCCCGAUCUCUACCGCAACUCCACGCUCGGUAUCCUCGAGCCUGGACGCGAGGAGGAUUUCUCCGACGAGGACGAGGACGACGACGAUGCCAUGUACGACGACGAGCAUUAUGACGAUGAGAUGGAGUAUGGCGAGGAGAUGUCCCAGGAUGAUGAAGAAAAUCCUAGCGACGACGAUGAUGACGAGCUUGGCGGGAUGGGCCCUAUGGAAGGCCUCCCCGGUGAUCCUGGUGUCGUGGAAGUGAUCAUGGGUGAAAACGAAGACAUGGACGACGACAUGGAUGAAGACAUGGACGAGGAUGACGACGAAGAACCCAGCGAUGAAGACGAUGAAGAUGACGACGAUGAGGACGAGAUGGGCUCCGAGGAUAUGUUGGAGAUGGAAGACCGCAUUGAAAUCAUCGACGAGGAAGGAAAUCCCAUGGAUGAUGAGGGGGCAUCUGGCUGGGAGAGUGAUACUGACGAGGACGACGACGAAGGUGAACAGGACCUCGGAUUCGAACCGGGCGCAGCACAUGACAUCCAUGAUGCAUUCCUGCAUGGUCACGGACUCGAACAGCUCAGCCGUAUCCCUGAUAUUCUCCGAAACGUCGUUGACGGCGGCGAUGAUCUCGACGCCGAGGAUAUGCAGGAUCUUGAAGAACACUUCCUUGAUGAGGAUCGCGAAGAAGAUGAAGGCGAGGAGGAUGAAGUCUAUUACGACCCGAAUCAUCAUCACGAUGACCACCCACCUCCCAACAUGCCCUCGGGGCUCGGCUGGGAUAUUUCUCAGAUUGAGCCUCAUCACCGCCUUCGGCAUGGUGGUGCCCGGAGUCCUUUCCCUACUGCUCCGUUCAUGGGAGGACACCGCGACCCCCUGGGACCUGGUACGUCUGGCGAGGCCUUUCGCCGACAAGGUCGGCGGAGGGUGUUUAGUCUGGAGGAGGACUUCAACCGAGAUCCAGACGCUUUUAUAACUGGCUUGAUGUCGGUACUCGGUCAUAUCCCAUUCCCCGCCCGUGGUGGCCCUACUUUCAGCCUCCAGCUGAGAUCCGAAGGCCCGGCUGGCGAAGUUCGGCAGUUAAACAUUCCGGUAAACAUGGCACAGUCAGGGCGGGAGCCCCGAUGGGACCAGCGCCGCGAAGUGUACCAGGAGCCUCACCAUGCCGUCACUUUCUCCCCCGAGUCCACAGCCGAACGGUGGCAGGAGGAAGCCAAGAUGAUUUUUGGCUUCAACCACAAUGAAAAGUCCAAGCUACUUUCCACCGCAAUCCUAGGGAUGCUUACUCCGGCCGUCAUACAACGUGAGAAGGAAGCAAAGGCGCGGCAGGAGGAGAAGCGCAAGCAGGAAGAGGAACGCAAGAAGCGCGAGGAAGAGGAGCGCAAGGAGCGAGAGGCCAAGGAAGCCGAGGAGAAAGCCGAGAGGGAGAAGAAGGAGGCCGAAGAGCGUGCUCGGGAGGAACGGGAGCGAGCCGAGGCCGAAGCUGCACUCGCAGCGGAAGAGGAAAACGCCGUUGCGGAGGCCGCCGUCGAGGAGCCCCAGGCUAUGGAAGGGGUCGAGUCUCACACAGAGCUCCAGGAGGCCGAACUGCAACCGAUUCCGGUGGCGGAACGUGUCGUCACCACUAUCCGCGGCGAAACCGUGGAUGUUACGGAACUCGGCAUCGACCCUGAAUAUCUUGCAGCGCUACCGGAAGAAUUCAGGGAAGAAGUCAUUGCCCAGACAGUCAGCUCCCGGCGCUCUCUGGCUAGAGAGCAAGCGGCCAGCGAGGGAGAGAAUACCGAAGUUUUCCAAGAGUUCCUCGAGGCACUACCGGCGGAACUUCGUAUGGAGAUUGUUCAGCAGGAACGCCAGGAACGCCGUCGCCGCGACCGUGAGGACCAACGGAGAGAGGCCACGGCUACUGGCCAGGACCUUGGGCCCGUGGAGAUGGAUACGGCUAGCAUCUUGUUAACCUUCCCGCCUGCUCUUCGAGAACAGGUUCUACUAGAACAAGGCGAAGACAUCAUGGACCAACUGCCGCCCGAGCUCGCCGCCGAGGCUCGUGCCAUUGCUCAGCGACAUAAUAUACAUCGCGUCCCGCCCGCAGGGGCCCGUCCCCGGGAAGCUGCGCGUCGUCCCGAUGCGGUCGUCGAAACGAAGCCACAGCGGCGUACCAUCGUGCAGAUGCUCGACAAAGCGGGCGUUGCCACACUUCUCCGGCUCAUGUUCAUUACCCAGCAGAGCUCCAUUCGAAACUACCUUUUCGAUGUUUUUGCGCACGUUUGCGAGAAUCGCCAGAACCGUUUAGAGGUUAUCUCUACCCUCCUUCAGAUCCUCCAGGACGGCAGCACCGAUAUGGACGCCGUCGAACGCAGUUUCGGCCAACUAUCUCUGAAGGCGAAACAACCCAAGGACAAGGACCCCAAGACCCCCCAGAGCCUCAAACGGACAUUCACCAACACAGCCCCAAGCAACCAAAUGUCUGGCAAUUCAGAGGUCUCCCCGCUGUUGAUCGUCCAACAAUGCCUUGACCUUUUGCAGGAGCUCGCGACCAAAAACCCCCAUGUUCCGUCCCUGUUCCUGACGGAGCACGAAACUGUCGCUUCGACUCUCAAACGGAGCACGAGCCGCAAGGGCAAGGGCAAAGACGUCAAUGCUAAGGCCCAGAAGUACGCCAUCAACUCACUCCUGGGCCUCCUUGAUCGAGAUCUCAUCAUGGAGAGCUCAUCGGUCAUGCAACUUCUCGCGGAUUUGCUCAACAAGGUUACGUAUCCGCUGCAGGCUCUCGAGCGGCGGCGUAAGGAGGCUGAAGAGGAAUCCAAGAAAAAGGCCGAAAAGAAGGCCGAGGAGAAACCCGAGGAGAAAUCAGAAGAGAAGCCUGAGGCGAGCGCUGAAGCUGCUCAACCUUCCGAAGAGCAAGCGUCUACGGCGCAGGGUGCAGAGCCAUCCGCCGUGACCUCAACGGAAGAACAAACAACGGCCGACAACAAGGAGCAGCCCGAAGCGGAAAGCUCGGCGACCAAGGAACCCAAGGUUGAAGAGAAGAAGGUCCGGCAGCUCACUCCGCCCACGAUCCCCGAUCACAACCUGAAGAUGGUUAUCAAUGUCUUUGUUGCACGGGAAUGCAGCUCCAAGACCUUCCAAAACACCAUUUCGACCAUCAAGAAUCUCUCCAACAUCCCGGGUGCUAAGAAGGUGUUUGGCGGAGAGCUCGUCGCCCAGGCUCGGAUCUUGAGCGAGAAUAUUGUAUCCGACCUUGAGGAUCUGCUUCCGCAUAUUCUCCGGGCGGAGUCGGGAACCGAGAUUCAAGGAAUUGCCCUCGCCAAGUUCUCACCUGGCGCAUCGGAGCAAAACAAGCUGUUGCGUGUCCUGACUGCGCUGGAUCACCUGUUUGAUACCAAGGGCAAGAAAUCAAACAGCGGUGCAGAAGGCAGCGAGGCUACGGACGAGACUAAGGAGGAUCUUCUCGGCUCGCUCUACUGGAACCCAACGUUCGGGACCAUGUGGGACAAAUUGAGUGCUUGCCUUGGCGCGAUUCGUCAGCGGGAGAGCAUGCUGAACGUAGCAACGAUCCUAUUGCCGCUAAUCGAGUCUCUGAUGGUGGUCUGCAAGAACACGACGCUAAACGAGGCGUCUACCUCCCAGGCCGCGGCCGCGAAGGAGAUGCUGUUGACUAGCCCGCCGCCGGACAACCGCAUUGCAAGCUUGUUCUUCACGUUUACGGAAGACCAUCGGCGUAUCCUCAACGAGCUUGUGCGGCAGAACCCCAAGCUCAUGUCGGGAACGUUCUCUCUUCUCGUCAAGAACCCCAAGGUGCUCGAGUUCGACAACAAGCGGAACUACUUCAACCGAAGCGUGCAUGCGAAGACCGGCCAGCAGCAGAGGCCGCAGUACCAGCCAUUGCAAUUGUCGGUGCGCCGCGACCAAGUUUUCCACGACUCGUUCAAGUCGCUCUACUUCAAGUCAGGCCCGGAGAUGAAGUUCGGCAAGCUCAACAUCCGCUUCCACGGCGAGGAAGGCGUCGAUGCUGGUGGUGUCACACGCGAAUGGUUCCAGGUGCUCGCCCGCCAGAUGUUCGACCCCAACUAUGCACUUUUCAUCCCGGUAUCUUCUGACCGCACCACAUUCCACCCGAACAAGCUCAGUGGCAUCAACGAUGAGCAUUUGAUGUUCUUCAAGUUCAUCGGACGGAUCAUCGGCAAGGCUCUGUACGAGGGCCGGCUCCUUGAUUGUUACUUCAGCCGUGCGGUCUACAAACGCAUCCUCGGCAAGCCAGUGUCGGUCAAGGACAUGGAGUCGUUCGAUCCAGACUACUACAAGUCUCUUGUUUGGAUGCUCGAGAACGACAUUACCGACAUCAUUGUCGAGACCUUUUCGGUGGAGGAUGACGAGUUCGGCGUGACCAAGGUCGUGGAUCUCAUUGAAAAUGGCCGCAAUAUCCCGGUCACGGAGGACAACAAGCACGAAUAUGUGCGCCUCAUCGUGGAGCACAAACUGCUCUCCUCGGUUAAGGAGCAGAUGGAGAACUUCCUGAAGGGGUUCCAUGAUAUCAUCCCUGAGGAUCUCAUCGCCAUCUUCACCGAGCAGGAGCUAGAGCUGCUUAUUUCUGGCUUGCCGGACAUCGACGUCGACGACUGGAAGAGCAACACCGAGUACCACAACUACACGGCGGCCUCCCAGCAAAUCCAGUGGUUCUGGCGGGGCGAGCUGGAAGGUAUGAACGGCGUCAACCGGUUCAACAUCCACCGCGACUACGGCAACAAAGAGCGCCUACCCAGCUCCCAUACUUGCUUCAACCAACUCGAUCUUCCCGAGUAUGAAAGCUACGACAUUCUGCGAAGCCAACUGCUCAAAGCCAUCACCGCUGGCAAUGACUACUUUGGCUUCGCCUAA
This is a messenger RNA of Chaetomium globosum CBS 148.51, 11778 nucleotides long. RefSeq lists its product as uncharacterized. Gene Ontology annotation, molecular function: ubiquitin-protein transferase activity. The record is from RefSeq and is a predicted model, not a curated record. The transcript has 10 exons. The coding region runs from base 1 to 11778 and encodes 3925 amino acids. Lineage: Eukaryota; Fungi; Ascomycota; Sordariomycetes; Sordariales; Chaetomiaceae. Gene Ontology annotation, biological process: positive regulation of protein catabolic process; protein polyubiquitination; proteasome-mediated ubiquitin-dependent protein catabolic process.